AUGGCGAAUGCGUCUCCCUCCCAAUCACCGCCUUCCCUGUCGCUGUUGAAAACCCUCCACCCUCCAGGCUCGGGGGCGAGCCGGUCAUGGCAGUCGAGUCCCCAUCCAGAUCCCUCGACACCGCUUCUUGCAACCGGGUCGGCAGAUAAAUCCGUCAACAUCUGGUCGCUGCGAGAUUUCUCGUUGGUCUCGACGAUAAGCGGGGGACACAAGAGGAGCGUGAGAACGGUCGCAUGGAAGGAUUUCGGCGGUAGCACCAAGGUCAGGACGAAAGCGGAGAAAAAGAAACCUGUGGUGUUGGGCACCGGGAGCUUCGAUGCGAACGUCGGCAUCUGGGUGUGGAAUGACCAUCGGAGGUGGGCGGCCUUUCGAGAUGCGGAUGAUCAGCAGAACGGGGACGAGCGAACGCUGCACAACGAACGGGGCUUGUCUUCUGACACGGACGAAGUCGACAUGACCAACGACCAGGAAGAUGAGGAGUGGCACUUUUCAACGCUGCUCACUGGGCCUGACUCGGAGAUCAAAUCCAUCGAAUUCUCCCCUCCUCACUACCCCGCCAAUCUCUUAGCGACCAGUUCAAGAGACAAGAGUGUCUGGAUCUGGGAAGAGGUGGAGCCCGAAGAAUGGGAGACGAUUGCAGUUCUGAGUGAGCAUACGGGCGAUGUCAAAUGCGUGGGAUGGUGUCAAGGAGCGAGAAGGGGAAAUGGCCGCAGAUCGAAGAGAAGAAAACUCGGAAAUACAGGGGACCGUGAUGGGGAUGUCGAUAUGGGAGAGACAGUUGCGCAAUCAAAUGGCACCGGUGCCGGAACGACGAGAACCCAACAAGACAUGGACAUUGAUGAGGAAGGCGAGUUCGACAUUCUUGGCUCUCGCCCCAUCCUCGCAAGUGGCUCAUACGAUGACACUGUUCGCCUCUGGCGUGAUGUCGAAGAGGAGGGCGACUGGAUCUGCGUUGGCGUCAUUGACGGACACAAAGGGACAGUGUGGGAUCUCAAGUGGGAAAAGCAUAUCAACUACUCUCUCCUGAAUCUUUCACAGUGUCCCACCGAACGAGACAGAGAUAUCGCAACACGAGAAUUUGAAGCAGACUGGAUGCCUCGCAUCAUCUCUUGCUCCGACGAUCUCAGCGUGCGUGUAUGGAGGAGGGAGUUGAGCGAGGCUGAGAAGGAGAAAAGACGGGCGCAAUCCCAACACCAACCGGCACCCAUGGGCUUUGCAUCUACGCGAAUACCGAGCGUGAUACGCCCGAUGAGUGCAAUGGAGAAAUGGGUUGAGGACACUGCAUUGCCCGCCGUGCAUGUCCGGAGUGUGUAUGCGGUCGAUUGGUCGAAGAGGACAGGGAUGGUAGUUAGUUGUGGUGGAGAUGGCACAAUUGUCGUGUACAGGGAAGUACCUGCAUCAGAAUCAGCAACCGGAACCGAGGGUCACGCUGCGGCCGCUGGUAGCAGCGCAGGAGACGACGUCGUGAUGAACGGCACAACCUCGCUGGCUAAACCUGCAGAGGAGGUGCCAUACAAGCUGCAUACCCCGAAGUGGGAGAUUGUGGCCCUUUUGGAAGCCGCCCACGACGAAUUCGAGAUCAACCACGUCUGCUGGGCCGAGCGGCGGGACAAGGACAGAAGGUUCGACGGCGAGGAAAUGAUCAUUUCGACCGGGGACGAGGGCGACGUGCGGAUAUGGACCCUGCCUGACGACCUUCUCGACGAGUUCGAUUAA
Messenger RNA from Fonsecaea erecta, 1716 nucleotides. RefSeq lists its product as hypothetical. The coding region runs from base 1 to 1716 and encodes 571 amino acids. Gene Ontology annotation, biological process: iron-sulfur cluster assembly. Lineage: Eukaryota; Fungi; Ascomycota; Eurotiomycetes; Chaetothyriales; Herpotrichiellaceae. Gene Ontology annotation, cellular component: cytosolic [4Fe-4S] assembly targeting complex. The transcript has a single exon. Gene Ontology annotation, molecular function: protein binding. The record is from RefSeq and is a predicted model, not a curated record.